AUGUUCAAAGGUAUAAAAUGCGAAGUUCGGUACGACGUAUUCAUCAGUCAAUAUAAAGCGCCACAAUCUGACCGAGUCAGUCAUUAUCGAGUUAAUCGCGCCGUCUCGAGUUUUUUAAUUGAGAGUGUCUUUCCGGAUAUAUUGAAUUAUUAUUUAGAUCACAAUUGGCUCUGUAAUCGUGCUAUUUUGGCAGCAAGAAAUGUUGAUGUGAACGAAAUUAACUUCCAUAUACAACAGAUUUUGCCCGGUGAUUUGAUGUCUUUUAAAUCAAUCGACACAGUUAUUGAUGAAAACGAAACCGUAAACUUUCCAACUGAAUUUUUGAAUUCUCUGGAUUUACCAGGAAUGCCACCACACAACCUUCAAUUGAAAAUUGGUUCACCAAUCAUUCUUCUACGUAAUUUAAACCCACCUCAAUUAUGUAACGGUACACGUUUAGUCAUAAAAAAAUGA
Rhopalosiphum padi (bird cherry-oat aphid) is the source of this 453-nucleotide messenger RNA. RefSeq lists its product as uncharacterized. The record is from RefSeq and is a predicted model, not a curated record. The transcript has a single exon. Bases 1 to 453 code for a protein of 150 amino acids. NCBI's taxonomy places the organism in Eukaryota, Metazoa, Arthropoda, Insecta, Hemiptera, Aphididae.